AUGUCGGUGUCUGGUAAAGCCCAAGAGCUUUACGACAAAAUGGUCGAAAAGCCUGCCGGCACUUUCUUCUCGCAAGACGAUCUCGAGAGAUUGACCCUGGUGCUGAAGAAACUUAUUGUCGAACUUGUCCAAGAACUCUUGAACAGUGAACUCGUCAAGUUGGGGACUCAGGAUGGCGAAUUGAAAUUCAGUGCCGUCACCAAGGCCGAAGCUGACAAAGUUUCCAAGAUGACCGACGAAGAAAGAAUGAUUUACAGUCACAUUGAGGCAGCAGGCAGAGACGGGAUCUGGCAAAAGAUCAUCAAGACCAAGACCAAUUUGCACCAACAUAUCUUCACUAAGUCGUUGAAAGCUUUGGAAAACAAACGUUUCGUCAAAUCGAUCAAGGAUGUCAAACAUCCGACAAGAAAGAUCUAUAUGUUAUACAACCUCCAGCCGUCGAUUGCCUUGACCGGGGGCCCAUGGUUCACCGAUUCCGAGUUGGACACCGAGUUUGUCGAGUCGCUAUUGAACAUUGUUUGGCAAUUCAUCACCACCAAAUCGCUUCCAAACCCGUUCCCUGGGCAGCUGAAACGGGCUCCAGGGGAAGAGUACAACCCUGAUCAAACCACAUACUGCAGCACUUUCGAUGGGUACCCGCUGCUUGAAGACGUCUUGGAUUUCAUUCUAAAAUCGGGGAUCACCACCGUGGAUUUGUCAGUAGGGGAUAUAAAAUCGCUUUGUGAUGUGCUUGAAUAUGAAGACCGUAUUGAAAGGGUUGGGGAGUUGGAUGAUUGCUACAAGGCCACUUGGCAAAGUAUUUUGGAAAAAGGCGGGGGUCUAAGAGAAGGCACCGACCCAAUGGAAAUUAAAGACUCUCAAUGGAGUAUCUUUGAUUGGUAUACUCAGAUGCCACCUAGUGAAAAUGAUCCAGAUGUGAUGUGUUUGGAUAGUUGGAUCAAUUCGUAA
Saccharomycopsis crataegensis is the source of this 948-nucleotide messenger RNA. RefSeq names its product DNA-directed RNA polymerase III subunit C34 (gene RPC34). Bases 1 to 948 code for a protein of 315 amino acids. The record is from RefSeq and is a predicted model, not a curated record. Gene Ontology annotation, biological process: transcription by RNA polymerase III. NCBI's taxonomy places the organism in Eukaryota, Fungi, Ascomycota, Saccharomycetes, Ascoideales, Saccharomycopsidaceae. The transcript has a single exon. Gene Ontology annotation, cellular component: RNA polymerase III complex.